Ilyonectria robusta is the source of this 1574-nucleotide messenger RNA. RefSeq names its product DnaJ domain-containing protein. The transcript is spliced from 3 exons. The record is from RefSeq and is a predicted model, not a curated record. Gene Ontology annotation, molecular function: Hsp70 protein binding. NCBI's taxonomy places the organism in Eukaryota, Fungi, Ascomycota, Sordariomycetes, Hypocreales, Nectriaceae. Gene Ontology annotation, cellular component: cytoplasm. Gene Ontology annotation, biological process: protein refolding. The coding region runs from base 169 to 1410 and encodes 413 amino acids.
CACGCUGGUAAACUUGAGGCCAGACAGCUCCGUCAUUUAUUCCCAAACCCAUUCUCUCUUUCCUCCACCGCUUCUGAACUUCCACCUGGCUUGACAGUCCUGGUCGCCGGAUCCUGAAUUUUCUCCUUUUAGUAUAUAAGUCCCUUUUUUUGGGCACACCGUGGCGCAAUGUUGCUCCACGGAGCUCUCAUCUUCGUCCUCCUGGCGUUUGUCCAGCUGGCUCUUUGCGCCGAGGACUACUACAAGAUUCUUGGUGUCGAUAAGAAGGCCUCAGACAAGGAAUUAAAAUCCGCAUACCGCCAGCUCUCCAAGAAGUUCCACCCAGACAAGAACCCCGGCGAUGACACUGCGCACGACAAGUUCGUCGAGGUCUCUGAAGCCUAUGAGAUCCUGAGCGACUCCGAAACCCGCCAGAUCUACGACCGCCACGGCCACGAGGCCGUCAAGAAGCACAAGAACGGUGGCGGCGGCGGCGGCGGCGGCCAUGAUCCCUUUGACCUCUUCAGCCGCUUCUUCGGCGGCCACGGACACUUCGGCCGCGGCGGCGGCGAGCCCCGCGGCCACAACGUCGAGGUCCGGGUCGAGAUCUCCCUCCGCGACUUCUACAACGGCGCCACGACCGAGUUCCAGUGGAACAAACAGCACAUCUGCGAGCACUGCGAGGGCACCGGCAGCGCCGACGGCCAGGUCGAGACGUGCAACACCUGCGGCGGCCGCGGCGUGCGCAUCGUCAAGCAGCAGCUCGCGCCCGGCAUGUUCCAGCAGAUGCAGAUGCGGUGCGACGCCUGCGGCGGCCGCGGCAAGUCCAUCAAGCACAAGUGCCCGCACUGCCAGGGCCAGCGCGUCGAGAAGAAGCCCACCACCGUCUCGCUCAAGAUCGAGCGCGGCGCGCCCCGCGACUCGCGCGUGGUGUACGAGAACGAGGCCGACGAGAGCCCCGACUGGGUCGCCGGCGACCUCAUUGUGUCGCUGUCCGAGAAGGCCCCCAAACUGGACGUGGACAACCCGGACAAGGUCGACGGCGUCUUCUUCCGCCGCAAGGGCGAUGAUCUAUACUGGACCGAGGUGCUCUCUCUACGGGAGGCCUGGAUGGGCGACUGGACUCGCAACCUCACCCAUCUCGACAACCACAUCGUGCGCCUGGGCCGCGAGCGCGGCCACGUAAUCCAGCCCGGCCACGUCGAGACGGUCGCGGGCGAGGGCAUGCCCAGGUGGCACGAGGACGGCGAUAGCGUGUACCACACGCACGAGUUCGGCAACCUGUACGUCGAGUACCUGGUGGUCCUGCCGGACCAGAUGGACAAGAAGAUGGAGGGCGAGUUCUGGGGCGUGUGGCAGAACUGGCGAGGCAAGCACGGCGUCGAUCUACAAAAGGACAGCGGACGAGCAGAGGAGCAUGAUGAGUUAUGAUGAGGUGCGUUUGUUGGGGGCACGAGGCGUAGGGCGGGAGGUUGUACGAAAUAUCAGCGAACAAAUUAGACGUGCUAUAUGACUGUAGACCAUUUCAACGUUAACAAGACUGACCAAGUCUUCUGUCCCUAGCAUAGAUUUAUGAGAAGAGUUCUUAUCAUUCG